AUGACGACAAACUCCAGCAACCAAGGACAUCCACCAAGCCUUCCGGAAAUCAAGCGUUCGCGUGAUGGUCGUGACACUGAUAAUGAGAAGAAGUCGUCGUCAGCGUCAAGCAAGCCAAAAUCUAAAAGUCGUCGUGGACGAUCGAAAAGCAGCCACCGUAGCUCCUCUUCGUCCAAAGAAGAAGGUCGGAGAUCUUUCUCCCCUCACUCUUCCCCAAACUCACCCAAUAAAAGUCGUCGUCGAUCGAGCCACAGUCGAUCUUCCAAGUCCAAUACCACUCCUGAUUCCAAGACUGCUGCCAAAGAGAAGACGCGGAGGUUGGCGACUUCUCCUGGGGUAACAUAUGUUGCUUCGAGCUCAAGGCAUCGCCGCCAUGGCAAAGGCAGCAAGUCCUCCAAGAGCAGUCGCAGUGGUGGUGGUUCUAGGCACUCCACUCCAAGUUCUUCAACGAGGUCCAAUGGCAACAAACUCAAGCUGAUGGACGCGUAUGGAACCUGCAUCUCGGCUCCACCGCUUGUCCAUUCUACUACUCCUGGUGCCCGCCAAGAAUCGGGUUCUUCUGCUGGUGGACGCUCCAGAAAGUCUCCCAAGCUUGACAGAACUACUGAAGCUACUGCAGCUCCUGAUAUUGCUGAAAUCGAAGCUGCGGCUCUCCAGCGAGGGCGAGAGGAAGGAGAACGAAAUGCAAGAAAGCAGAAUCGAAGUUGGGUUGCAUCUCCGUCCAGUGAUGACAAUGCUGAUGCUGAAGGUACCAAUGAGAAGAAACUUUCCCGAAAGUACGUGGCGAUUGGUUUCAUUGCUCUCUUGGCGUUUGCUGGAGGAAUCAUUGCCUGGCAGCUUGUGCCGUCAUUGAGCAGCAAUGAUGAGGAUGUAACAACAGCAAAUGCUUUUGUUUCUCCUUCCGAAGAAGAUUGUCUUGCGAUAUCAAAGGGACAGGAAGUGGAGGGACAAGAUGAAACAAGAUCCAAAACGAUUGGAGCGGAAAUCGAUUUGGCAGUCGCCGCCAACAGUGAUCUUGACUUGCUGCAAAGGGAACUGGAAUCCAAAAUGCAGCAAGACAUUUUGCCACUCCUUGCUGGCUGCGAUACUGAAAGUAAUGUGGUGAUUGAAAACAACAAUUUUCUCAUUGAUAACGUAGUGCUCAAGUCGAUCUCAGCUGAUGUUCUUGCAGAAUGCCGUUUGAAUCCAGAAGGUCUCUGCUCCACUGUCUAUAUGGAGAUGGAGGUCUUUUCAUUCAAAAGCAAUGAUGUCGACGAUGAAUCCGUGCUGAAACAGAUCAAAGAUGUGUUUUUAGACAAAGGAGUCUUGGAUCUAUUGAAAUUGGCUUCACCUGUGGAAGAUAUUGGUUCUGCUACAUCAGUUUACAAAUUUGAGCCCAGUUUGAGUUUGGUCCCAACCUCAAGCCCAUCAACAAUGGAGGGUGACAUCAUUAUGGAUGAAGAUGACACGGGAAGAUGUGAAGCAAUUCGAAAUGGUGAAUCUUUGGAUGAAAAAAAUGAUCUUGCUUCUCAGAGCUAUGACGUCUUGUUGGAUGUUGUUGUAUUGGAAUCGGAUCCUCAAUUGACAUUGAUGACUGUUGAUCUUGAAAACAAACUACAGAGAAUCGUUGUUCCUUCGCUUGCUGGGUGUGAUGACGACCAAGACUCUUUGAUCAUCACAGGAAAAGCGGACGCCGAUGUUGUGCUCAACGAUGAGUGCUUGCCUGAUUCUGGAACAUUUUGUCAUCGCUUUGAAAUUCAUUUGGAAAUUUUCAUGGAGGGUACGGUAGCAACUGGUGAUUUUCUGCCGACGAUCCGCGAGGAAUUUCUUCAAUCAUCAUUGAUGGAGAGAUUGAGCCUCGUGUCUCCCUUUGAAAGAAUUGACUUUGUUGAUGUUCUGGCUCAAGCUCGUUCCACAAAUCCUUCUUCAAAUCCAACAACUGAAGCGCCUUCAAGCAUGCCAACUACUAUACCGUCUCAAAGUCCCAGCAGUAAACCAUCUUUCAUGCCUGUAGUUGAACCUACCUUGGAGCCUUCUUUGCUUCCGACGAUGCCGCCAACUCCUCAGCCAACUCCGGGACCAACUUUGUUUCCCACACGUCAACCCGCGACACCGCCACCAACUCCUCUUCCCACUCCCUUUCCGACACCUGGGCCGACUCCAUUACCGACACCUGGACCGACUCCAUUACCGACACCUGGAAGAACUCCCUUUCCCACAUCUGGACCAACUCCCUUUCCCACACCUGGACCAACGUCGUUUCCCACAUCUGGACCAACUCUGUUUCCAUCACUCCAACCCACAUCAUCGCCGACGAAGCCUUGUAUUGCAACAAACUCAGACCUUUUUGCAGCGCGUGACAGUUGGUUCGGAACAUCGUCGGAAAAAGCAACUGUCGAGAACGCAUACGGGUUGAUUGGCGAUUGGUGUUUUGAUUCAGGUGUGACAAGUAUGAGAGAACUUUUCCGAGAUCGCCCAACUUUCAAUGAAGACAUUUCCAAUUGGGACACCUCUGCUGUUACGGACAUGAUGUGGAUGUUCUAUAGGGCAAGAUCCUUCAAUCAAGACAUUUCCAAAUGGAACACUUCGGCUGUGACGAACAUGAGAUCAAUGUUCAAUAAAGCAUAUGUCUUCAAUCAAGACAUUUCCAAUUGGGACACUUCUGCUGUGACGGUUAUGGCACACAUGUUCUGGAGGACAAAUGCCUUCAAUCAAGACAUUUCCAAUUGGGACACUUCUGCUGUGACGAAUAUGGAAUACAUGUUCUAUGUGACAACAUCCUUCAAUCAAGACAUUUCCAAUUGGGAUACUUCAUCGGUGACACGUAUGGCUCGAAUGUUCUUUGCAGCAUCAUCCUUCAAUCAGAAUCUUUGUGCAUGGGGCCCACGCCUUUCGGGCAAUGUUGAUGUUGAUCGCAUGUUUCUCGAUGCAACUCAAUGCCCAUCAACAACCAAUCCAAACCUCUCUGCGAAUCCACGAGGUCCCUUUUGCCAUGUUUGUUAG
Cylindrotheca closterium is the source of this 2982-nucleotide messenger RNA. NCBI's taxonomy places the organism in Eukaryota, Bacillariophyta, Bacillariophyceae, Bacillariales, Bacillariaceae. The record is from the annotation of a GenBank genome assembly.